Pelagomonas calceolata is the source of this 1035-nucleotide messenger RNA. Lineage: Eukaryota; Pelagophyceae; Pelagomonadales; Pelagomonadaceae. The record is from the annotation of a GenBank genome assembly.
GGUUGUUGCAAAGUUGCUGCUCUGCGGCGCCCGAAACGCGCGCGACCGCUCGAGGCAACGCAAUCAGCAGGUCGCAACGGGCCCACUCAACGCCCAGCAACGGGGGACGGGCAGCCCUUCGCCGCCGCGGCCGAAAGAAAACACUGCCACAGCGGCACAGCGGCCCUGCGCACGCAACAGAGAUCUACUCGACGCGAGCCCCAAAGCGGGGAGUAUGGCCCACUUCGGCACGGCCGAGCAGGAGGAGAAGGUCGACGCCUCCAUGCUGCGGAGCAUGGGCUUCCCCGAGGCGGACGUCCGGGAAGCCUUGCGACGCACGAAAGACGACGUGAACCGGGCCUUGGACCUCUUGACGGCGGCGACGAUGCCCGACGAGGACGCUUUUGACAUCCUCGCGACGCACCCCGCGGCGUACGACGACGGCCGACGGAAGCCGUUCCAGCCGGCGCGGCCGGACCCGGACAAGGGCGGCUUUCUUGAUGGAGUGCCAAUAAGGGAGGAGAACGCUUCCCUGAUAGUCGACUCGAGGUUGCGGCGCUUCCGCGAGAUGGGGUUUUCUGUCGACGAGACCGAGGCGGCCCUGAAAGAGCAUGCCAAUGACGUCGACGCCGCGCUGACCGCGUUAUUGGCACGAAGACGGGCACAGGCGCCUCACCCAGAUGCUACCCAGGACCGGCGGCGCGCGCCGACGUACGGCCAGGGCUACUACAACGAUUCUCCGCACGACGUCUUGGCCGAGGCGGCGCACCCCUACCCCAGCGCGGAACAUCCGCGCAAGCGGCCCGAGGCCCCGCCAAACGACCCGAACAAGGGCGGCUGGCGCGAUGACGUGCCGCGGAAUGCGUCGGCAGCGACGAUCGUCGACAGCCGCAUUCUGACGUUCACGGACAUGGGUUUCGGCGCCGACGAGGCGGAGCGGGCCUUGCGCGACGCCGGGAACGACGUCGACAAAGCUUUGAGUGCAUUACUUGCGAGCCGGGCGGGCGCUUGACGGCGUCGCAGACGCGUCGACGGCGUAAUUAAUACUUUCGUGUC